GGAGACCUUGACGCCGUUAAAACACACUUCCAAGUUUCCUCCUCACAUUUUGUCGUCUUUCUCCUUGCAUUCCCUCAGCUACAUAUAAGUACGAGCUCCGCCGUAUGUGGUGGUGCAGGAAAUCAUUAGCACGAAAAGAAGAAAUUCAGGGAGGAGAUAAGAGAAGGAAGCUCGAUUGCACUUGUUCGAUUGGAAAUGGCAAAGAUUCCGAUGAGAUUCAAGAGGAUAACGGAGGCGUUCGACGAUGAUGCUAGGGCAAGGUUAUGCCAGAGCAGUGGAAGCGAGCAUUCCGCAAACUCGGUGACGGAUCUUUCAGAUCUAGUUGAUUCGUUCUUUGAGGGAGACGCCGGUGGUCGAGGUAAGUCGUGCGGGGAAAACAAGGUUAGAGAUCGUGAUCAGGAAGAGACGAAGUAUCAGGAGGCGGAGAGUUUUUAUGGUACGGAUUCGGAGACGAAGGAAAUGCUGAUCGAUCUGAUCGAUGAUGAUGCGGAAAACGAAGAUGAUCGUUCGAAGUGUGCGAUCCGUUCCGAGGUAGAAACAGUGUGCCGGAAUUUGGAAAAUUCUUCAUCCGAGGGCUUUAAGCGGCAUCUAAUGACUCUACUUCGACAGCGAGGGUUUGAUGCUGGCCUCUGCAAGUCCCGUUGGGAAAAAACCGGACGGCAUCCCGCCGGAGAAUACGAAUACAUUGACGUUCUAAAUUCCGGCAAACGUUACAUUGUGGAAGUAUCAUUCGGAGGUCAUUUCACAAUCGCACGACCGACCAAAACCUACAAAUCUCUGCUCGAAGUAAUACCUAACAUUGCAGUAAUUAAACCGAACAAGCUAAAGCAGGUGGUGAGGCUAAUGUGCGCUGCGAUGAGAACCUCUCUGAAGACGAGAGACAUGGAGGUUUCACCAUGGAGGAAAAACGGAUACAUGCAGACCAAAUGGUUCGGAUCGUAUAAACGAACGACGAACGCUCUACCGACGAGAUCAACGGCGGUGUCUGCUUACGGCAACGGUGAGUUUAACGGACGGAGUUUUAAAAAUUUCGAGUGUUUUCCGGCGGCCGUUGAUGGUAAAAAUGACUGCCGGAAGGAGGUUGAGAGAAUGCAUGUGGUAGGUAACCUGAAGGCGUUGAUGUUCAGUGGCAUGUGAUUGUAAUUAUGAUGUAUAUCGGAGGGCAUAAUGGUAGAUGAGGUUUGAUGGUGGAAUAGUCAUCAUUUGUAGACAAUUUCGGAUAUUGUUAUCUUUUCAUAUAGCCGUUGACGUGACAAUGUGACAUUUUGAUGUUUAUCUU
Messenger RNA from Cynara cardunculus var. scolymus (artichoke), 1279 nucleotides. RefSeq lists its product as uncharacterized. The coding region runs from base 196 to 1137 and encodes 313 amino acids. The record is from RefSeq and is a predicted model, not a curated record. NCBI's taxonomy places the organism in Eukaryota, Viridiplantae, Streptophyta, Magnoliopsida, Asterales, Asteraceae. The transcript is spliced from 2 exons.